Molecule: messenger RNA, 213 nt
Organism: Meloidogyne enterolobii
Lineage: Eukaryota; Metazoa; Nematoda; Chromadorea; Rhabditida; Meloidogynidae
Source: the annotation of a GenBank genome assembly
AUGUUUAGAAAACUUUUUGAUGGACAAAUUUCAUAUGAUUGUGAUGAUUUAAUUCGUUUUGUUUUAACUGUUCGCAAAAAUUACCGAAAAGUUCCUUACCACAAUUGGACACAUGGAUGGACUGUUGCACACGCAAUGUUUGUAUUUCUUCGACAAACAUCCAUUUUCCAACCUUUAGAAGUUAAAUUAUUUUUUAAAAUUUUAUUUAAUUAA